GGGUUUGUUUAUUAGUAAAGUGUGGCGUUUGAGUGGAGGAAAGAACUCUGCAAGACGUAGAAUGUAGACGAUAGGUCGUAUAUAUACAAACAAAUAAAAUGAUUUACAUAUGCAGGAAGACACUGCUGAGAUACAUUUUAUUUACAGGGCAGCGUAAACAGUUAAUUUUUAAGUGUUAAUAGAAUUUGAAAAAUGUCCAAACUGUUUUGUGAAUUGAAGACACUUACACAGCUCGUGGCUGUUCUGGUACUCGUAAAUGCAAAGACCAUAUUUUUGCUAAGCCUGACCUUAACUGCAUUACAGGCUGGAACUGUUGCAGGAUUUCUUCUACAACCUUCAACGACUAUGGUUGAAUUUGAAACAAACUCAGGAGUGAAAGUGUCAAAUGAUGGUCCAGCAGUGUUUGGUUCAGUGCUCACUUUUACUGCAAAGCUGGACAAUAAUACAGGAAUAGGUGAUGAAUAUAGAUACAUAUUUAUGCACAAUGCCAGUUGUCAAGGGAAACACAGACACACUGUAAGAGCCAACAGAAAAGCCAAUCUUCCAUUAUUGUUCAAAGAUGAAGACUGUGAGAAAGGAAGCUAUGUAAUGACUGUUACUGUGUAUGAAGAUAGACUUUAUGUUUCUGAUAAAAAAGUAGCCUUUGGAAGAACUAAAUUUUUUUUGACAAAUGAACUGGUUGGACACAUUACUGUUAACCAAGAAGUUGAAAGUGAACAGGAGUCAGACUUACCUCUGUUGUCAACAGAAGAAGAAACCAAUCUUACUGUUACUCUUCAUGAUCCUAGUGGUUUUCUAGAUGAUGCUAUUAUUUCUUACUCAUGGAAGAUUGAUGGUUAUAACAUUAUUGAUGCAGGUCCUAGUUUAAUUUACAAUUUCUCACAUCCUGGCAGAUAUGGAAUUGAUGUAACUGUUGUAGCUUUCAUACCUCCUGUCUCUCAGACUCAGAACAAAACUAAUUUCUCCUUUAGAGGUCAUACAAGAUGGGGUUUUUUAAACCAGCAGGUUAUUGCUAAAGAUCCUAUAGGAAAUAUCAACGUGAAUGGCAACCUUUAUCUUGAACAUGGAGAUCUGUUAAUUCUGGAAGUUAGCUGUAAUGGAAGUGGACCAUAUGAGUACUGUUGGAAGGUAUAUGACACAGGGGAACUACCAGCUAACUUGACCUGCCCAGAGCCAGUUGUCACUUCCAACUGCAGCUUUCCCAUUGUACACUACUUUUCCAGUCCUGGCUCAUACCACAUAGGGAUGUACAUUGCAAAUGAUGUUGCUCAUCUUCAAAAAGGAGUAGAUGUCCAAAUAUAUGAUGUUUCAAGAAAGAAGCAGCUAUCUAUGGUAAUAGUGCCAGUGUCAUGUACUGUUUUGGCAAUCAUUAUCAUAGUUACUGGUGUUACCUAUCACCUACAGCAGCAGAAUAAACAAAAGAUUGAAGUAGCAGAUUUUGAUUUCCAGAAACCUGAUGAGCUACUGGAAAAAACAUUUUAUGAAAGACUUCGUGAUUCUUUCAAAGAGGUUUUACACAACACACAGCAGCAUUCUAGUAAAACGCUUCAAAAAGUUUCUUCUAAAAAUGGACAUGUUGCAGUUGAGGAUGCUACUAUGAUUGAUAGUAAUUCAUCUGAUAUCCAUUCGUCUUAUGGGGCUAUUGCUUAGUGUUGCACAGAAAAGUUUUCACAGAUCUGAUUCAAAAAAGGAAAAAAGUGUAUGAUUACAGCAAUAUAUGUUGCAGAGUUUGGGGUCAAGUGUUUAUUUAUUUUUUUAAUUUCGAACAUUUGUUGAAUAUUAUUUUUCACUGUUUAUACAUCAAUACUUGCUGGUUUGGCAGUUCUUCUGGAUGUUAGUAAAGUUAAUUCAAAUAAAAUAAUUAAUUAUUAAUCCUUACCCUAAUUCUAAAUGACUCAAAUAAAAUUGAUAAUUUACAGUUCGCUUUAAUACUUAAUCUAGUUCACACUGUAACUUGUUGUUCUUUCAAAUGGAUAAUAUAAAUAGCAUCUAAUCUACUAAAAUGUCUGUCAUAUCCCAGAUAGCAUGAUGAGCCCUGGCAUUGUGUGAAAGGCUUCAUCAGCAGUGGAUAUGGCAGAUGUUGUGUGGUUGAUAUAUUUAUGUUUACUUUCACUUAUAAGUUCUUAAAAUAGAUUGUGACUGUGUUUUAUUUCAAUUGUUUUUCUUAAAAUUUUUAAAAUAUUGGAAAAUACAUUUAUUGGUUGUGGUAAUAGACAUUUGUGACUGUUGAGAAAAAAGGUCUUUUUCCUAGUAAAUAGCAUAAUUUUAAUCUUUACUUUCACUGUUAAGAAGUUUUGUAGUUUCAAUUUCAUAUACUUGGUUAUAUGUAUAUAGAAAGUUUAAUUUGCUAUACUGAGAGGUUACUUGUAUCUGUAAUAAUUCUCUUUCUUUAUGACUCAGCUAUAGUGCCAAAAAAAUUUUGUUUUUCUAUUUUUCACCCACAAUAUUCGGACGUUUUUUAAGCAAAAAAAGAAAACCAUAAUGAAAAGAAUAUUUCUUUUCAAGCUUACCAUUUGUUAAAAGUCUGAAAUUGAUUAAGAAUCAGUUGAUUGUUUUUAUAAGAAAAGCUUUUAACUAAAUAUGACACAAAAAUAUUAGUGCUAGGUGAGACAUUCUAUAAACAUUAACCUGCUUGUAUAUAUUUAGAAGUUGCAAAUUUUUAAGUUUUUUAUUAAUGAGUGUGAGGCUAAAGUACAGGCCCGGCAUGGCCAGGUGGUUAGGGCACUAGACUCGCAAUCUG
This is a messenger RNA of Limulus polyphemus (Atlantic horseshoe crab), 2740 nucleotides long. RefSeq lists its product as uncharacterized. NCBI's taxonomy places the organism in Eukaryota, Metazoa, Arthropoda, Merostomata, Xiphosura, Limulidae. The record is from RefSeq and is a predicted model, not a curated record. Bases 193 to 1650 code for a protein of 485 amino acids. The transcript has 6 exons.